AUGGCUUCCGCCCCGUUCGACCCCCUCCAGUUCGGCGCCGACUUCUACAACCUCUACCAGGGAACCGCCGCCAUCGCGCCCACCGCCCCUCCUCAGCUCCCCAGCGGCGGAUGCAACUUUGUAGACUUGACGCCCGGUGCCGGCGGCCCUCGAUGCGGCUGCCGUCGCUUCUAUUCACAACCUGCCGUGGAUCAGGCUGGAGGGUGGUGCAUGUGCAACCAUCAUGCGUGCUACCAUGAUGAGCAUCCUCAACACCAACAACAGCCGCCGGAGACGAUUCUUGCUCCCACGGCGGCGGCACAGGCCCUGGAGCGGCUACAGACCAUGCGGCUACGACAGACCAUGAGCCCGGAACCGGAUCUCCUCCUUCGUCAGAGGGAAACGCCAUUUUCUGGGCCCGAUUUCCUGCACUCCAAGGAUGCUGACCCCUUGUCCUUUCUCAACAAGCCCUUUGACGGCCCGUUUGAUCCUCUAUCAGCCGCUCCCACGCCCCGGCAGGCAUCCAGCUCCAUGCCAGAUACACUAGCCUGGGACGGCGUCGUACGACCGAGCCAGCCAGAUUCCAAUCCUUCAUGGCCCUCUAUUCCUCCUCAGUGUCUCAUGUCCCAGGGCGCCUCUACCACCACCAACUCGUCCACACGCGCCAGGUACCUAAGACCGUUUGCAGGAAAGGGCUUGCAGACUCUCGGCAACAAUGGUCCGGCUAAUGCCCAAGCCGCUCUGCGCGAAUCGCUCUCAGAUCACAAAAUGGCGAGCAUUGAGGAGCCUGAUGAGGAAUCGACGCCACGGCCAAGCACGGCCACCACCCAGAUCGCGGAGGAACCCGAGGCUUUACCUCACGAGAUGUUGAAGAACCUCACGGAAACCGUCGACGCCCACGCAGAACGACUCGACAGGCUGGAGACCACCUCAGUAUCCGGCAGCGCUUACGAAGAGUGUCAGGACAGAUAUGAGCACAUGGACGCUCGUGUCAUUGAGCUGGAGGGCAAGGUGGAUGAUAUUGAGAGGCGUAUCCUGGACGACAGCUUCCUGGGUCGCCACGAUGCCCAAGACGAUGUUGCCACCCCCAGCGCAGCCUCCAUCACCUCCAGUACCGCCAGCCGACAAAGCCACUCAGACCAAGUACACGUGCAGCUCCGGUCGCUGCAGACUCAAGUUAACGUACUUCGCUCCGCCAUUCCUUGUCAUGAGCAUGCGUGGGAAGUCGAGGUCGUCUUCCUCCCCUUCCCCCUGAAGCGGAUUUGGCGUCAAAUCCACCAGUUCAACAUCGGCCCCAUUGUCGACAGCGGAAGCGACUCCUCUCAGUCUCCUAAAACACAGAGCGCUUCCAAGUAUCGAGAUGCGUCCGGUAUGCUGGAAAACUGGCGUGUUGCGCAGGGCCAGGACUGGGAGUGGCUGCUGCCUAGGGCCUGCAACGACCAGAGCAUAAUAUACCGGCGCCUGAGGAGUCGUGGGCUGAUCAAGAAAAUCAGAGUCACGGGGCCGGAUGCAAGGAGCGUCAGCACUGCGAUGCGUGGCGCCUUUGGCAACGUGCUCCGCGACAUGCACAUGUACGCCAGGCGCCAAACUCCAGGCCUCAGCAGCGCUCCGGAGGCUAUGGGACUCCAGUCUCCGUGGAUUCCUCUUCGCAAGAUCCACAAAGACUCGCGGCUAAGGUUCCUGAGUCCCGAGGAAAUGCUGACACCGGCACUGUGGGACGUGCAGUUUCUGAACUCGGUCAGGAUGGAGGCAGCGCAACCUAGAUUGUUCGUUACCCAUCCUGGCGCCUAUCUGCAGGACUCGAAAGCGUAUGAUUCGGGCUGGACAUGGCAGAAGUUGAAGAAGGAGGUCCCAUCGGUAUACGCCGACGAUACCGAGUCCCAGGAAGUGCCCGACUCCGCUCGCCUUGAGAGAGAAUGCUGGGCGUGGAAUGACAAUCUCGACGGAGAUCCCAUUGCGCAGCCGCCCGGCAAGAACCGACGCCAUAGGAGUGUCUCAAUAUCGCCCCAGGUGGAAUACCACUCUGCCUCCCCUUCAUGGUCCAGCAGCUUUACCGAUGCUGCGCACCACCAGCCAACGAUACUGAAGAGUCGAGAAGAGUCGGUGCCACCAUUCAUCAGGACCCCCUCGGCUCCCACCACUUCCAUGGCGCUCCAGACUGUGUUCAGCGCACCUCGCAAGCGAAAGACGUCCUCCUCCCGCCGGCAGAGCCGACAGUCUUCGCCGCUCGUCUACGGAGGCGUCAGGAAGAGACAGUCGACCCGGGAACCGUCAUUCCACCAGCCGUUGAGUCCGAGACCGACCGUGUCGCCGUCCCCGGCACCGGAUCGCCCCGAGCGGCGGGAUCGGACAAUUCCUCGAGGAACAACUCCCGCUACACCGCACAGCAUGUUUGCCCCUCGGGGGUUCCUGACAGAGCGAGUCGAUGCCGAUAUGGAUGAAGGUGAGGAGACUGACGUCGAGAUGGGCUUGUACAACUACAACCUUCAAUCAGACGGCGAAGGGGAUCACGAGGGCGCCAUGUCCAGCACCAGCAGCCCAGAGCCAGCCGCCCAAGGCCCUAUCCCGCUCGACCCCCACGGCCAUGACUGGGGCCGCGAAGACGAUCUGUCAGACGCCGAGAAUAUUGAUCCCAUGGCAGAGGACGAUGACGGCGAUACUUUUGACAUUCACCAAGAUGGGGAGGGGACGCGGUGA
Messenger RNA from Trichoderma citrinoviride, 2676 nucleotides. RefSeq lists its product as hypothetical. Lineage: Eukaryota; Fungi; Ascomycota; Sordariomycetes; Hypocreales; Hypocreaceae. Bases 1 to 2676 code for a protein of 891 amino acids. The transcript has a single exon. The record is from RefSeq and is a predicted model, not a curated record.